Cinara cedri is the source of this 8736-nucleotide messenger RNA. NCBI's taxonomy places the organism in Eukaryota, Metazoa, Arthropoda, Insecta, Hemiptera, Aphididae. The record is from the annotation of a GenBank genome assembly.
AUGGAAAACGAUUUGGAAAUACCUUUUAAAGAUCUUCUCGAACACGAUCACCCAGAAGUUUAUAAAUACAUUCAAAAUGCUGUCCGAAUGCUUCAUAGACAACAGAGUUUACUGGCAAAGAUUAAAAACAACUCUGUUGACUCCAAGGUAUUAAAUUCAUUAAGACAGUUCAUAAUAUAACACACUACUUUAAGUUUAGUUUACAAUACAAUAAUAUUUUUAAUUAUUAUUGUUUACAUAGAAAUCAAACAAUAAAACUGAAGUUUAUGACCAACAAAUAGAAUUGGUCAAAAGUGAAAAAAACAAUGAGAAAGAAAACUUAAAAGUUGUCGAUGAUCCAAAUACAGUUGAUGCGUCUUUUACAGUAAGUGAACAUUUUUUUUUUAUAUAGACAUUUUUCUUAUCAGCUUAAUAAGGCCUUAUACUCACAUUGUUACCACUAUUGUUUAAACAUUUCCUAUCAUCCUCAUCCUCAAUUUGCACAUUUUCAUGGACCAUUUCUAGAUGUUUUUUUACCACGUUCUUUAAUCUUUUGCUAAUAAUUCUUCCCUCUGUUACUUAUUUAAUUGUUUUUUCCAUCCGUUCUCCAUAUAUGACUGAACUAACCUGUUUCUGCUAAUGAUGGAUGUUUGGUUAUACAUAACUAUUUUGUAAGUCAGCCUUAUGUCUGUUAUUCUCUCAAUAAUAACUUUGACUUUAAUAGCAUUAGUAAAUUGUAAUAGCACCUGUUCACACUGGUUGUUCAUUUAUUUCUUUGUGUAUGUUAUUUUUAUUUAUCCCUAAGUAUACAUACGAUGAUAUUUUUUCAAAUAAAUAUAAAUUAACUUAGGUAUAAGCUUGAAUUUUUUCUGUUGUUUUCUGAUAUACAUAUUAUUUUAUUUUAUUCUAUUCUGAUUAACUCAUGAUCUUGGUGGUUCGUAUCACUUCGUUUUUAGAAUUUACUAGAACGAAUACAUCAUUUACCUAGUCUGGGAUGAUAUCAAUUCCAUCUAUUUCUAUUUUUGGUGCUUCUUUAGUUGUUCUCACUACUCAUUCAAGGGCAAUGUUGAAUAGCAUUGGAGAUAAUGUGAGAUAAUGAAUCCAUCUUAACACAGGUCAGAUUUCAUUUCAACCAUUUCAGUUAACUUAUGAAUCUAAAAUUAAAAUUAAUGAAUUCAUUACGCCAUACAUUUGUUAAUUUUCAUUUUACACCUUUUUCUGGGUUUUCUCAAUUAUUAUGAACACUGCCCAGAAAAUCAGAAAAUGACUUAAUUCCUCAGUAUCUAUAUCAAAAAUGUGUCUCGGCAUUUUUGAUUAAAGCAAUACUUCUGGUAGAAAAGUUGUCUACAGGUAGAACAAUAAAAUAAAUAAAACAUAUUAAGACCAGUAGAUCCAUCUCUCUGCUCUGAAUCUAAAAUUAUAAAAGGAAUAUUAUUAUUAUUGUGCUUAGAACACAAAUUGCAGUAUAUUAUAAUUGUAAAUAUUACACACCUACAUAACAAUUAUUGUUUGUUUAUACAUUUAAUAAUUUAUUUAUUUAUAAGUAUAUUAUAAAAAAAUAAUAAUAAUAAUUUGUAUUCAGUAGUAUACUAGUAUAAUAAGUUAAGUGUUGAUUUAAUUUUAUUAUUAUUACAGAUUAAAAAAUUAACAAAUGUAAAGAAAAAUGAAGAACAAGAAAAUGACAACUCUGAAAAAAUUAAAUGUGAAAUAAAGGAGGAGGGAGAAUGUAGUGAAGAUGAAGACAAAUCUAAAGAUUUUAAACAGACUAAUCAAUAUAAUUUGGGAGAAAGUCGUUUUUUAUUAGAAAAAACGACAGGAAUGUAUUAUGAUCAAGUGACUGGUUACUAUUAUAAUUUAGUAAGUUAAAUUAAUUAAUUUAUCACUCAUAAUUUUGUUUUAUAAUGAUAUAUGAAUAUAUAUAUAUUUUUGAAAUUGCAGGAAAAUGGAUUAUUUUAUGAUGGGAACCAAGGGUGUUAUUAUUAUUUUGAUGUAAUUGCACAAAAGUAUAGAUUAUAUUCUCAGAUUCCCUCAAAUCCAGUUCAAGUAUCUUCUGUAGAGCCUAAAGUUGUAAAAUCAGAGAAUGGUCAGGAUUUACCUGAGAGUAUUAGUGAUGAUACUGAUUCAGACAAUUCAGAUGAUAGUUGUAACUUAGUUAUUAAAGAAGAUACUGAAGAAGAUACUGAACAAACAGAGAAAGAUAUUAUAAAAGAUAAUAUUUUACAUGUUAAUGAAAAGAAUCUUAUUGAAUGUCCUGACGAGAAAGCUGUGGUGAAAAAUGAAAUAGAUGUUAAGCAGCACUCAAUUACCAAUGAUGGUAACAAUGAAGAAAAAGAAGAUUUAAAACUUGAAGAUUGCCCCCCUCCACUUUCUACUUGUGAAGUACUUGCUAGUUUUUUGAUUAGUUAGUUUUUCAAAUUUGUAUUUUCUGUUAUUCUUAUUUCAGAUUUUAGAGAAGCGUUAUUUGAAUUUAUUGCAAUAUACAAAGUUAUUGCCAGCACCUAAGAAUAUAGUUCACAAAUUAACACCUGAUGGGGUAAACCAUACUGGUAAGCCAUUUGGAAAAUUGGCACAAAAACUAACUUACAUAAUUUGCAGAGUAAAGCAAAACAAUAUGCACAAAUAAGAAACUGGUAUACACUCAAACAUCAACUAUCGGCAAUCGAAUCAGAAAUUAUUCAGUAUGACAAUCUUGUUUGGGAUCGAAUUGAACAAUACUUAUGUCAAAAUAAGAGAGACGACAAAAAUUCUAAUUGGAAAUCAUAUAAAGAAGUUAAGGGACAUUUGUCAGAUACGCAAACUAAAUUAAUUAAAUCAAGUAAACAAUUCUUUUUAGUUUUAAUUUAACAAUGAUAGUUUAAACAUUUUUUUAUUGAUUAUAUUAAUUUACAAUAUAUAUAUAUAUAUAUAUAUAUAUAUGUUGUACUUAUAGAAGUUGUGGGUUGGCCUCCAUGUGUACGUAUUAUAAUAACAGAAUCUAAAGCAUGUAAAUCAUUGGUCGGUAAACUAUUUUUAAUUACAUGUCCUGGUGGAACAAUUGGACGUUCAACCAACAGAGAUGUAGUAGUACCUGAUGAUAAUGUUAGCAAGGUUAAUAUUGAUAUUUUGUUCUUCAUAUUUCAUCUUAUUCACCAAUAUUACUGUAUCAAUGAAUUAAAUUUCAUAAUUACCUAUUAAUUUAUAAAAUAUAUUUUUUGUUAUUAGUUACAUGCUGAAAUAUUGUUUGUUGGCAAUGUAAAUAAAGUUGGUAGAGGCCAUUAUAUUGUUAAAGAUAAAGGUAGUACAAACGGCACCUUCUUAGAUGGUAAAAAAUUGUCAAAGAAUUCAUCUUCCACUGAACCACGUCAUUUAGUCCACGGCAGUGAACUUUCUGUAGGUGAUACUACAUUUUUGUGUCAUAUUCAUGAAGGGAUGGAAACAUGUAAUUUAUGUGAACCUGGUAUACAAGCUCCUCCUUUAGAAGAGAGUAAGCCCUAAUUUAUUUUUUGUAUGAUUAUUGAUAAUAGUAUUUUAACUUUAUAUAAAAGAGCUCAUAAAAUAUUCAAUAUUGUAGAAUCUGAGUCUAGCAAAGAAUGUAUUAGUUUUACAAAGAUGUUAAUUUUUUUUAUUUUUUCUGUGAACACUUUCUACUAGAAAGCUUACCCUGAUGUAGACCCUUUUCUGAAAGGAAAUUUUCUUGAGGUAGUACUUUAGGGAGGUUAAAAAACUAGGAAAAUGUAUGAAAUGUAAUAUAUAGUAAAAUAUUACCAUUUCUUUUUUGUGGACAACUUUUAUACCAAAAAUUUUGCUCCAAUUUACAAUGAUAGCAUUUUUUUAAAAAAGGAAAUGUGACUGAAGGUACUUUAGGGAGACCAUUUUCGAUUUUUCUAAGAGUUUUCUCAGAAAAUGUGAAAAAACAGGAAAAUCGGUACAAUAUUAAACAAAUAUUAUUAAAGAAAGAAUAUAUUGUUGAACUUCACUCAGAAUCGUUUUUAGUAAGCAAUGAUUUAUAGUUACUUACAGAUACAAAUUAAUUUCCCUUUUAUAUCCUACCAUCGCAACUUUUCACCAACAACAGUGGCUGCACCCAUCAAGCAAAGUAUGUCAGUUUUUUUUAAAAGUUAAAUUUGAAACUCCCUACACAUCUUUUUCUAAUAUAAAGUAAAUAAAUAUUUUUCAGCCAAUUAUGUAAUAAAUAUAAUCCUACAUGCAUUUUAUUUAACCAAAUGAAAAAUAUGUAGGUUGUUUUAUUAGUAAUAGUAAUUACUAAAAAUAAAAAAACUCGUUUAUUAGUUCAUCAUAAUUUACCAUUUUAUAUAAUAUAAUCUGUAUAAUAUUGACUAUUUUAUAGCAGUAUUGUAAAAUAACAUUUUCCUUUAGAUAUAAGAUUGUUAUUUUUUUUAUAAAUCAAUAAUAAUCUAAAUUGAAUAUAUACAAGUAAAAAUGAUGUUGACCAAUUGACUUAUUUGUUUAAAGGUGUUAAAAAUGUUUUACCUCCAAAACGAAAAUAUGACGAAGAGCUUAAAAGUAUUAAAGAAAAGUAUGGGUUACUUGGCUGUGAACCGCCUGAUGCUGUUUUACCAAAAGGAUAUAAAGACAGAGCUGAUAAAAGACGAAAAACUGUUGGAUCCCAAAAUGCAAACGAAAAAACUGAAGUGGCUUGUGUGACACAGUGAGUCCUACAUUUAUUUUUAUGUUUGAUAAUAAAAUCAUUAUUAAUAAAUAGUUGAAAUAGUCAAUUUUUAUAUAAAAUAAUAUACAUUAUUAUAUACAUACAUAUUAAAAACAGAGGAUGUAACUAAUGACGUUUACACACAUUUGGGAUAUUGUAAGUAAGUAUGCUGUAUAUUCAUACAAUAUACUAUAGAUACUUGAGUGUUUAAUGAGCUCUCCCAAAAUUAACCAAGUUAAUUUAACUUACAUGUGCUGUUGUACAACUGUUUGUAUUUAUUUAUUUCUUUUACUUAUAUUCUAUUUUUAUCUUUUAGGAGUCAUUGGUAUUCCUUGAAAAUAUUAUUAUCUAUAUUUUAAUUUUUUUUUUUUUAAAUGUUUCAAUUUACUUUAUUGCUGACAUAAACUUAUCCCGUUGUUGCUAAAUACAAAAUGUGUCAUUCCGUGUACCUUUUGUUCUCUGUAAUUUAUUUUACAAUUUUGUAAAAUUUAAAAUGUGACACAUAUUAUUUAUUUUUUUCAAAUUAAAACUCAUGUCCGUCUUCUAAAUACUUAUAUAAUAUGACUUAUUGAAUUUAUAAGAAAUAAAUUAUAAUAAUUUGUUAUGAAUUUAAAUUUAAAAAAAAAAAUUGUGAAUAUAUUGAAGUACAUUUUAUUUUGCCUGUAAUCAUAAUACAUAAAUGAAAGUUUACAAUAUAGUAAAAUUAUUAAUAUUUGACAUUUGUAUGAUUAUCAUAACAUAUUAGGACUCUUGUUAAAAUUAAAAUGCGUAACUACUUUCGUUUUAGAUAAUAGUGCACCUGUUUGUAGAUUAAUAAAAAAAAAAACUGAAAUAUUUGUUUUGAUUUAUGUUUUUUACUGUCUUAUAUCUACUAUUAUAUUAAAAUACCAGUUUUUAUUUUUAUACUUACAAUAUAUUAUAUUUGAUUUUGUGUAUUUUAGACCAAUUCCUAUGAAAAAUAAAGGCUUCAAAUUGUUAGAAAAUAUGGGAUGGACACCAGGAAAGUCUUUAGGAGCAAAUAAUUCUGGAAUUAAAGAACCUGUAAGUGUCUUAUCAAAUCAAUUUAUAAAAUUAUUAAAAUGUUAGAAAAUCAUAUUUCAAUUUAAAAUAUGGUAUAUAUAUUUUUUCAUUUAUCAUUGAUGUGCGAAAUAAUUACACAUUGAUUACAAUAUCUCCAUUUUAUAGUGCCUAAAGAUAUAUUUUUAUUUUAAAAUAUAUUAAUCAAAUAUAUUCGUUUAUCGAAAGAAACAGUUGAUUUGCAUAUUUAUUUAAUGUCAUACUGAUCUUUAUUAUUCAGAAGAGAAUACUAAUAUAUUUAAAGGACAAACAACAACGGAAAUUAUAAAUCCAGAAAUGGGUAAUACUAUUUAAGAUGUUAAAUCCAUCUUGAAUGGGGUUUAUGGUUUAGACAUUCUGAGAUGUUUCUCUCUUAUAAAAUAUUUAGAUUUCUGUUAAUUUGCAAUUAGUUAUGUAUAGAAUCCUGUACAAUUUUACAUUAGAUACUUAAGCAAACAUUUAUUCAUGGAACUUCAUUAAUCUGUUGCCAGGUUUGUAACCAACAUCUUUAUUACAAUGAAAUUUACAUGUGAUCAUUAGCUUAUUAUUCAUUUGACUGUUUAAAUUAUUAAUUAUUCUAAUUUAUGUUUAGUGAGUUAUUUUUUUUUUAAAUAUUAUUGUACAACUAAAUAUAGAGGAUGGUAAUAAUUUCAAAUUCAUAAUUUUCAACUUUUUGUAACAAUUUGAAAUAAUUUGCAUUAAUUUUUAAAGGGAAACUUAAUGAAGUAGUAAAAAUUAUUUUUUCUGUUGGGAAUAACUUCAAAUAUAUUUUAACUUAAAACAUUUAUUUAUUGCCUGCUAUUGGGCGAUUAAAAGGAUUUUAGUUUUUAUUAAAUUAUAUUUGUGUAGUUAAUUUUAUAAUUUUAUACUCAUAUUCUUAUAAUAUAAGUUGGUUUUACAAUAUUUUUUUUUUUUAGAUUUCAUUGGAAGUGAGAAAUGAAAACAUGGGACUUGGGUUUUCAACUUGUUUUGGUCUACCUGAACAAUCCUCCAAAAAUAUUUUAAAUAAUCAGUCUAAAAUACGGUUCAAUUUCGGUAGUAAAACUAAUAUGCCUUUAAAAACUAAUCGCAUUAAUUUUAUUGAAGGUAAUUUUAUUGGUUAUAUUUGUUUGAGAUAGUUCUUACAUUAUUAUAUUGUGUUUAUAGAUGAAACAUCAGAUGAAGAAGAAAAGUAAUAAAUUAAUCUUAAAUGUAUAAAUGAAUGUCAAUAAUUACGAAUGUGAACAGAAGUAUUAAAUUAAUGGUCUAGUAUGUAUAUUUUUCUAAUGAUAUUGAUUUUAAGAUAUGGAUAUUUUUAUACUAUUUUACUUUUGCAAAAUGUCCAUAUUAUAUUUUUUUAUUUGAUAAUUGUUAAUAAUAUAAUAUUAAUUAAUUAGUGUUUAUCAUAAUUAGAUUUUAAUUAAAAUAUUUAAAGUGUUCAAUAAGAGGUAACAAAAUUAUAAUAAGUUCAUAAAGUUCAAUAAAAUAUAUACAAUAAAUAAGUUGUUUUAUAGAAUUAUUCAUCUCUAAAUGCAUUUCAAAUUUACCUUGAUAAUUUGCACAAUAAAAUUUUUUAAAUUAUUUUAAAUAAUAAUUAGAGUUGAAUAAAAAAAAAGUACACUACUUUUUUUAUAAUAAUAAAUCUCAAACUAUAAUAAUUAAUAAUAAAUAAAGUAAAUAAAAAAAUAUAUACAUAAAAACAAUAUAAAUAAAUGAAUCAAUGCAUUGCCUGGAGUAUUAUGAUAAGUGUAUUAUAUGACCGGUUUCGAAUUAAAAUAUAAUAUACUUUGUAUAAUACACUUAUCAUAAUACUCUAGUUUGAUUGAUUGAUUUAUUUUAUUUGUAUAUUUAUUUACAAGUAUUAACCAUUUUAAUAAUUUUGUUUUUACUUUAUUAUUUUAUUAUUAAUUAAUAAUAAGUCUGUACUUUCCUCUUUUAAGCAUAACAAAAUUUGAAACUGAAUAGAUUAUAAGUGAAUUAAAGUUUUGUAUGAAAAAUUAAUUAAUUUUUUUACUGUGAAAAAGUAGUUAGCUUUUUUCAUAAUUUUGAGAAUUUUAAAUUAUUAUAUAGUGGGAUCAAAUCUUGAUAAGACACUACCAUUAUCUCGGAUUUUUUUUUGACAAUUUAUAUAUAAAAUAACUAAAAUGCUAUUACAUUGUUGUUAUUUUUCGGGGUGAAAUCACUACCUACUUAUGAUUUUUAAAAUGCCAUCUUAUAUUAUCAAUUACAUAAAUGUAUGAUGUUUUAGUUAAAAUUAAAUCUAAUAGUGAACUUUUAAUUUUCAUGAUAUUGUCUUGAUAUUCUUAUAUUUCACUUUUAAUUUUGGUUCGGGGGAGAGUAUUGGGACACUACAAAUGUCGAGUGUCACAUCUCAACACAAAUGAUGCUCCACUACUUUUCCCCUAUUCAUACUUAAAGUGGAAUAUCUCUACAACGGAUUAACGGAUCAACACCAUAAUUUACUUUAAUUAAAACACCAUUUAUUUAUGGAAUUUUAAAUAUAGAUUGCUAUUAUAGGUGGAUUUCAGUGAUUUUACUUCCAAAAAUAAUGGCAACAACAAUUUAAAUAUUUUCUGAGAUAAUGAAUGUCUAUUGAUGAUAGAAUUGUAUACUCAAUUCAAAAUUAAUGUAUUAAGUACUGAUUAUAUAAUAUAAAGAUAAAUUUGUAUAAAUAAAUAAUAAUUUCAGAAAAUUAUUUAAAUCAAAUAGUUGUGUUUUUCAAUUUUGUUUUAUUAAUAAUUAUUAAUAAUGAAUUGAACAUUAAUGCUAACCUAUCACCUACCUAUAACCUGCCAAUAAAAAUAUUUAAGGGGGGGGGGGAGAUAUCAUUAGUGUAACUCCAUUCACAUUCUAACAAAAUAUUACUAAGUAGUAUUUGCCCUCUCUACUACUAGGGCAAUCUGUUGAUUUUUAUUUUUCUCUUGUGCUAUAGAUAUUGUUCGAUUGAUAGUGAAAAGUGUAAAAUAUCUGGUGCUAAGAAACUGUAUAGUGCAGUAGUGAAUCCAGAGGGUAGCCCAGCAGCCUCACCUUCCCCAGAAUAUAGACUUUACAAAAGUUUUGACUUCCACAAAUAA